AUGAUUGCUUAAAGUUUGACCAAAUCAUAAAACUUAAUUUUUUUGUUUAACUAAACAAUACUAAUAUUUUUAUUAGAUAAUGUAUUAAGUAUUUUUACAAGCUCAUUAUUUUUGGAAUGGUAUGGAUUAGCAUUGAUUCAAUUGAAUGAAUUAGACAAAACUUAAAAUUUUAAUAUUGCUUAGAAGAAAACUAUAAGUUAUAAUUUUGGGAAUGUUAUAGCUUAAAGCUCAAUUAUAUUCUUUACAGAUUAUUUUGUAAAUAAUUGGAAUAUUUGUAGAAUGAUAAGCAAAUAAUUAAAAUUAAAUUUCUUCUUACAAGAUUAUUAUCAUUAUUCUUCAUUGAAAAAAUGUUACGAUUGUAAAAUUAUAAAUAAUACUUGGAUUUCCCUAUAAAAAUUGAAAUUUAAAAAUGCUUUAGAGAUAGUUGAGUAGUUGAAUGGAAUCAUAUUACCUGUACAUCAAAAGAAGAUAAUAGAAUUGUCCUAAGCUUACGAUAUCUAAAUCAAAAUUUUUUGA
Paramecium sonneborni is the source of this 516-nucleotide messenger RNA. The record is from the annotation of a GenBank genome assembly. Lineage: Eukaryota; Ciliophora; Oligohymenophorea; Peniculida; Parameciidae.